This is a messenger RNA of Emiliania huxleyi CCMP1516, 801 nucleotides long. RefSeq lists its product as hypothetical. The record is from RefSeq and is a predicted model, not a curated record. Lineage: Eukaryota; Haptophyta; Isochrysidales; Noelaerhabdaceae. The coding region runs from base 1 to 801 and encodes 266 amino acids. The transcript has 6 exons.
AUGGGCGACUUCGGCCCCGCCUACGCCUACGCACAGCAGGACCCGGGACUGGUGUGCCAGGAGUGCCACGCCGGCCCGCUCCGCCUCCCACGCUCCGGCACGUGUCCGCACUGUGGCACCUCGCUGCGCGGUGCCGCACCCGCUGGAAGCCGCGGCGGCGGCGGUGGCAGCGGUCCAGACAUGGAAACGGCGACGCUCGAGACGAUGGUGCCCGCGCUCCUGCAGCGAAUCGUCGCGCCGGGCCUACUCGAGGGCCUCGCAGACUAUGGCGACGCCAGCGCCGCCGCCGACGAGACGGCCAUCGAGUCGCUCGAGACGGUAAAAGUUGAGCCGCAUGUCCGGAACGCGAGCGAGCUGUCCGGCGCCGUGGUGCUGGCGUGGCGCGGCGGCUGCUCGUUCGUGGACAAGGUGCGGCGGGUGCAGCAGGCGGGCGCGGCGGCCUGCCUGGUGGUGCAGACGGGCGACAAGUGGCCCCUCUCCAUGUCGGACUCCGCGAGUGCCGGGAGCGACAUCACGCUGCCCUCGGCGAUGCUGAAGCCUGCCGACGGCGAGACGAGCGCUCGAGGGGCGGAGCUAGUCGCCUCGACGCUGGCGGUGCGGCUGCCGUGCAGACACACAUUCCACGAGGAGUGCCUUCGCGCGUGGCUCUCGAAGCACAACACGUGCCCGACGUGCCGCGCGAAGCUGCCGACGACCGCCGAGGUGGCGGCCGCAGAGGAGGAGCGCGAGGGCGGCCCGCCGCCCCCCUCGCAGGGACGGCGGGUCGGCGGCGUCGCGUUUCGCGGCCCCGAGGUGGCGUGA